AUGAACCCGGAUCAGUCCACACCCAAUUCAAGCUACUCAUUCCGUGGCAUUCGUGGUGGCCGUGGCGGUGGCGGACAGUUCCGUGGCUAUGCACGAGGACGUGGUAACCGUGGCGGAGGACGAGGCUAUGGACGAGGUCGAGGAGGACGUGGUGGUGGUGGUGGCCGCGGCGGUUUUCACCAACAGCAGCCAAACUUUGAGCAAGAACUCCAGAUGGAUCAACCAGCCGACUUUUCUUCUGCAGCUUUGGAAAGAAACUAUGCACAAUUCUAUUCGCCCUUAUUUACAAAAAAUCCAUGGGGUAGUGGUGGUAGUGGUAGUAGUGGUAGCAGUAGUAAAAAAGAAUAA
Molecule: messenger RNA, 348 nt
Organism: Zychaea mexicana
Lineage: Eukaryota; Fungi; Mucoromycota; Mucoromycetes; Mucorales; Lichtheimiaceae
Exons: 2
Coding region: 1-348 (115 amino acids)
Source: RefSeq, a predicted model, not a curated record